AGUUCUUCCGUUCAAUGCGCCUGAACUAGUGCGGGACUCCUCAACGUCAACCGCAGAAACCGAAGCAGAGCGGGCUUCCUUGGGCUCUUCGCAUCUGGGCUCGCAGGACUCGAAUCUCGACAGCCCAAAAAUCGGCGCGAACAGGACGAUGCCAACGAACACUAAGACAGAUGCUUCGGCACAUAGUACUAUCAAGAAGGGAAAGAAAAAAACUUCCAAGAAACUUACGAAAAACCAGCGGAAAAAGGAAGCUGCCGCCGCGACGCUGUUCGUGUGCGGGAUCCAAAUCGGCCAGGGCACGGUGGAAGAUAGCACCUUUAUCGACGGAAAAUACGUAGACACGGAUGAGGAAGGCUAUCAAAAUGAUCCUGCAAAAGAGCCGAAAUCCUCGAUCAGUUUCACCACCUCUCGCGCC
Messenger RNA from Amoebophrya sp. A120, 415 nucleotides. NCBI's taxonomy places the organism in Eukaryota, Dinophyceae, Syndiniales, Amoebophryaceae. The record is from the annotation of a GenBank genome assembly.